This is a messenger RNA of Asterias rubens (European starfish), 4089 nucleotides long. RefSeq names its product adhesion G protein-coupled receptor F4-like. The transcript has 35 exons. NCBI's taxonomy places the organism in Eukaryota, Metazoa, Echinodermata, Asteroidea, Forcipulatida, Asteriidae. Gene Ontology annotation, cellular component: membrane. Gene Ontology annotation, biological process: adenylate cyclase-activating G protein-coupled receptor signaling pathway; cell surface receptor signaling pathway. Gene Ontology annotation, molecular function: G protein-coupled receptor activity. The record is from RefSeq and is a predicted model, not a curated record. The coding region runs from base 126 to 3188 and encodes 1020 amino acids.
CGUGAAGCUUUAGCUUUGGUAACUGUGGUAGGAGAACUCUGGCCUUUUUGUUACCAGUUUAAACACGGCAUCCUGCCUCAGUUGGUGAUCCUCUUGCGAUAUCUUAAUGGUGUAGUUCAUUCGAGAUGAACACCAUGCGUUUUCAAUGGAGGAACAGCUGGAUUUGUCCAGUCUUACUGGUUCUACUCUUUGCGACAUAUUCAUCGAUGGCUAACGAUUUUCGGGAAAUGGAAGAACUCUACAAUAAUUCCCUGGCCCGCUGGGAUUUUGAGCACGGCGCCACUAUCGCACCAGACAUACUGGGGGGGUUCUGCCAGAUUCAGGGUAUUCACGGCGAGGGCAGCAUUGCGGCCAUAUUGAAGCAAGAGGCCGGUGACCGCUCUAAAUCACCUAAGAUUACUCUGAGUGCAUACGGUUCGUCCAACUGCCCAACAGACCCACUGGCCUGUGAGGAUGGCUUUACUGUGGCCUUUUGGCUGAGCCUCAAGAAUUCCACCAGGUCUGAAGUGGAAGAUGAUUCUAACUGCAUGUUACUGAGCCUCAAUGACACAUCAAGUGAUGGCUUUCAGGUUAUGUUCAAUGCUGCCAACAACGCAGUGUCUUUCCAUGCUGUUGGAAGAAGGAUGCAAUCGUUAGAGGCCUAUAAUGCUACUCACACAUGGAUGUGGAACCAUCUUGGAAUGACAUGGGACAAUCAAACUUCAACUCUGACGAUGUACGUCAACGGGGAGCCGUCAGAGAGUGUAUCCAUGGCAGACAUUCCUACCGUUAUACCGGGGGAACCACUGGCUUCUGAGGGCUGUGAAUACACAGCUUUUGAUAACAUCGCUAUAUGGACUAGGCCUCUGAGUGAAGAUGACAUGAUGAUACUACGCCUCGAUCGAUUCAACGAGACUGAAAUGAUGACCACAACACAACAGGAAACCACACUUGAGGAGACAACACCUGAUCCUACGACUGAGGCUCAAACCACUCCUAUGGAGACAACAGCAUCUUCCACAACGGCUGCAUUGACCUCUACCGCUGAGAAGACGACAGCAUCUCCCACAACGCCUCAAUCUUCUACCACUGAGAAGACAACAGCAUCUCCCACAACGGCUCAAUAUUCUAUCACUGAGAAGGCAACAACAGCUCACACAAUGACCGAAUCUCCUUCCACUGAGAAGACAACCACAUCUCACCCAACAACUGGAACUUCUACCAUGAAGCAAACAACAGUUCCCACAACUGGGUCAACUUUUGAAGGGACUUCUACUACUACUAAGCUAACCACCACAGCUGCAGCCACAACGGCUGAAUCCUCAUCUACGCAACAUUUGCCGACAACCUUGGCAGGAGAAACUACUCCUAAAACAUAUGAAACAGUUAAGCCUUCAACGUCAGAUUUCACUCUAGAAGAUGCUGUCAAUAAGGUGGAGGGAGCAAACAGUACCAGGGAAGUCAUUGAGAGUCUGCAGUUUGUGGGUACGCACCUGACUGGAUAUGGUAACCCUUCCGAUGAAAUGAUUCAGAAGGACAGGAAGAAUAUACAGAGCAUUCUGGACGCCAUGCCACCAAAAAUGGAAACGUUUAGGGAUUCAUCUGAGAUAGAGACGGUGUUGGAGGAAUACAUGGGCAUAGUCAACGAUGUUCUUUCAAUCAACAAGCAGUAUGCUAGCGAGCACAAGAUGCUUUUGUCAGGGGUGGACCUAGCCAUUGCUGUGGAUAGCAUGCUGUCGGCUUACAUUAAUACAGUGUCCAAAGGUGAAAAAGUUAUCCAAAACACUUAUGUAGAUACCACCUUGUCUGAAUCUGUUGGGACUGGCUCUGACAUCGUCAUGAAGCUUCAGCAAGGAUGUGAUAGUUCCUGCAACGAUUACGACAUCGUCGUUGUGAUACCAAGUGGCGUUUUCGAGGAUUCACAAACUAACAAACAAGCAAGCGCAUCAACUUUCUAUGAAGGAGUCAAAGAUCAUCUGCCAAAAAAUAUCAUCGGAGACAAGACGGAAUACCAAGUGGCAAGUUUCCUUGUUGGAGUCAAUUUGAAUGUCCCAUCACCAUCGGCACUGUCAGUUGACAUUACCGUCACCAUCAGUAUUAGCAAGCUGAAUGCUACACAAGAAGCAAAGUGUGCGUUCUUAGACAGCAGUGGAAGCUGGAGCACAGUUGGUGUCUCAUCAAUAACGGAUAAAGACAACAAGACUGUUAACUGCACCAGCAACCAUCUGACUAACUUUGCGGUGCUGGUUUCCACCAGACAACUAGAUAUAAGCGUGGUAGAUAGAGUGGCGUUGGAAAUACUGACGAAUGUUGGACUGGCUAUUUCCAUAACAUGUCUCAUUCUGACACUAAUUAUUCUGAAUGUUCUGAGACAAUUAAACAGCACUCGUAUCAGCAUACUGAAGCACACUGCUGCUGCCUUGUUGAUUGCUCAGAUAAUGUUCAUCGUGGGAGCUUCAAAUCUUAACCAGGUGGAUGGACUGUGUACAGCAGUUGCUGCGAUGCUUCACUACUUCUUUCUGUCCACGUUCUGUUGGAUGUUGAUCCAAGGAGUGCAACUCUACAUGAAAGUCCGUCGUGCACUCAAGGGCAACAUUGAUAUGGUCUACUUCUAUGUAUUUGGAUGGGGUUUCCCAGCCAUUAUUGUGGCCAUCAGUGUGGGUGUGUCCCACACAAACUACAAAAACGCCAGUGGUGUGUGCUGGAUUUCACUGGAGCAUGGAGUUGGCACAUUGAUUGCGUUUAUUGGACCUGCUUAUCUCAUACUUGUGAUCAACUUGGUGGUGCUUUUCAUGGUGAUGCAUGUAUUUCUGACAGUCAAAGUCAACAAAGACAAGUCAGAAAUGGACAAGCUCAAGUCUGGAUUUAAAGCUGUGAUCGUCAUGGUCCCAAUCCUUGGUGUGACAUGGUUCUUUGGCUUGUUCAUCAUCGUCAGCCCUGACUUGGUGUUCCUGUAUCUGUUUGUCAUCUUUAAUACCUCGCAGGGGCUGCUCAUGUUCUUGUUUCAUGUGGUGUUUAAUGACGAGGUCAAGCAAGCCAUAGUCAAGAAACGCAACAAGAUCGCUGCAAGCAAGGACUCGCAUUCUAUCUUUUCCAAAGCAUUGAAAUCCAAAUCUGGAACAGACCAAACCACAACUGAAGGCAUUGACGGGACUUAUAAAAGUCGCAAAUCACCAAGACCCGCCUUUACAGUGCCUAGUCGUUUUUAGUCAGGGGCAUGCUGAUGGCCCGCAUGCACUUUAAUGCUACCUUGACGAGUGGUGUUCAGUAAUAACGGGCAGUCUGGUGCCUGCUGACCCAACUCUACGAAGACAUUGGUUUCCCAUCGGGUGAUGAGGACACCCAACGCAGCUGUUAGGGUGCACCCAACUAAAUAAACUCCCAUAGCAUACAGUGCAAAAUGCUAAUAUUAAAAAAUGCACGAAAAAUACUUAGAAGUCUCACAACUUUUUACACUAAAGGAAAAAUUAUUUAUUGACUCUUGAACUGUACCCCUCUGCUCAGUUUAACAUUGGGCGUCCCUGGGCCCUUCCAGCUACCCCCUCCAAGCAAAAACACACCUUCACCAGUGUCAUUUUUCAAAACGUCCAAGCAUAAAUUUUGAAAAUGUCCCUACACCUCUCAGCUAAUAUAGGACCAUUUUUUUGGGCCCAAUGUCAUCCAAAAUACAUCAAGUUGGAAGUCAACAACCCCAUGUCACAAUAUUGCGCACAUUUCUUUUUUACACUGAAACUGUUUUAGGGGCUGUGAAAUUUGUCUUAUAUAUAGAAUAUUUUGAGGGCCCCAACAAAAGAAUUAAACUGAGCUCACACUCUGUUUUCUCCUGUUUAGUGGGGUGCACCCAUAGUACGUACCAUCAAUUGUUUGUGUGGCCAGUCUAGACAGAACUCAUAUCAACCGGUGCCUUUUCUCUGAACAAAUUAUAUAUUUUGUUUGACUAAUUAUUUAAAUGUUAAAUAUAUACAUAAUGGAUCUAACCAUACAAUUGUAAAACUGGUGGAUGUUUUAGCUAGUUGAAUGAGAUUGUCAUGUUGAUAUAAAGACAUUUUAUUCGUUUAAAGGCAGUGGACACUAUUGGUAAUUGUCAAAGACUAGCCUUCACAGUUGGUG